Ichthyophthirius multifiliis is the source of this 774-nucleotide messenger RNA. RefSeq lists its product as hypothetical. NCBI's taxonomy places the organism in Eukaryota, Ciliophora, Oligohymenophorea, Hymenostomatida. Gene Ontology annotation, cellular component: COPI vesicle coat; cytoplasm. Gene Ontology annotation, molecular function: structural molecule activity. Gene Ontology annotation, biological process: intracellular protein transport; intra-Golgi vesicle-mediated transport; endoplasmic reticulum to Golgi vesicle-mediated transport. The transcript has 3 exons. The record is from RefSeq and is a predicted model, not a curated record.
AUGGAAGUAGAUCUUUCUGAUGAUGAAUUAGGAGAUUUCGAAUUAAAAAAACAAGAACAUGAAGAAGGAGAUUUUGUCAAGAAACUCGGAAAGCUAAUCUAAUUAACAGGAUACAGUGACCCUAUAUAUGCAGAAUCGUUUGUCCGUAUACACAAAUAUGAUAUUUAAUUUGAAACUCUUUUAAUAAAUAGAACUUCAAAACCUUUAUAAAAAGUCCAAAUAGACUUUUUUACUUAAUAAAGUGAUAUUAAAAGGGUUAUAGAAAAAGCUUAAGCUGUGACUUUAUAACCAAAUGGAUUUGCAAAUGUGAAAACAUCAUUAAAGUUCUCUUCGAGUGAUAUUGGAGUUAUUUUUGGAGCUAUUAAUUAUGAGAAUAUUGCAGGUAUAGAAUAAGCUUAUCUUAUUACAAAAGAAAUUGAUAUUGAUCUUAUUGAUUUUAUAUAUCCAAGUGAAAUAGAUCUUAAUACUUUUAGAGAAUUAUGGGCUAAAUAUGAAUGGGAAAACAGAAUUACAUUAAACCCAUCUGGAAAUGAUCUUUAUUAGUUUGUUAAUCAUAUAAGAGAACAUUUUAAAUUAUAUUUGCUUAAUGAUGAGGAAGAAAUAAAAAAUGCGAAUUGUAUUUGUGCAAACUUUUAUGCAAAAACUAAACUUGAUGAUGAUUUCUUAAUUAAUCUUAGUGCAGAAAUUAUUAAUAAUAAAAUUAAUGGAUAUGCCAGAAUUAGAAGUAAGGCUAAGGGAAUUGUUGUUAAUUUAGGAUCUAAAUUUAAAAUGUGA